Molecule: messenger RNA, 483 nt
Organism: Jatropha curcas
Lineage: Eukaryota; Viridiplantae; Streptophyta; Magnoliopsida; Malpighiales; Euphorbiaceae
Source: RefSeq, a predicted model, not a curated record
AUGACUGUAUAUGCUAAUGGAGUUUCAGUGUUAAUGCCUGGAGAUAACAUCCCUACCUUUAUAGCACAUCCAGCACCGGUGCCUUGUCCGCCCAAACGCAUUUGCUGCCCUCAUCAACUUCAUAUAAAUUCAAUCUCAGAACCCUCUGCCAUCUCCGGUCCAAACCCGAGCUCGAGCUCAAGCUCAACCUCAAGUCAAGAAAACUAAGCAUCUCAAAGUGCUUGCUGUGACACAAACCAACAGUUACAGCUUCAAGCAAGCAUGAAUUUUCUUGGAUAGAGUUGCUUUUUUUUUUUUUACUUCUUACCCAUAUUAUGUUGUGUAUAUAUAUCAAUUCCUUGUUCAAAAUUUUCUUGAUAGAAUUGGAUCCUUAAAAGAUGUAUUGUUUUACCCAUCAAAUUGGAUCAGUCUACGUUGUAAGAAAUUGAGGAAUGUAAUUAUUGUUUGAGUAUGGGAAGAAGUUCAAGAGCCUUCUUUUUUUCA